AGCUAAUAAAAAUGUUUAGAAAUCUCUUUAAAAGACCAAGAAUCAUCCAAUUGGAAUAAUGGAUUUUUCAGUUUUAGAACCUUUUUAUUAGAAAAAUAUUUUGAUUAGGCCUUCUGUAGAUGAAGCUUCUUGCCUGGUGGCCCAUUUAACAUUCCCUCGGCAGCUCAGCUCAUAUCCCCGGCGGUAACCAUAACUGGUCUUCUCACUUUGUGUUCUCCUCCGUGCUCCACUCCUCCGCCGGUAAGUUAACGAUGACCGAUUCCCUCGACGGGUCCCCGGCCGGCCCCCUGAUCCCCCAGCUCCCGGACGACCUCUCGAUCCGGUGCAUCGCGCGGGUGCCCCGAUCCUCCCACUCGGCCCUGGCCCUCGUAUCGCGAUCCUGGCGCUCCCUGCUCCGCUCCCCGCUCUUCUUCGCCCUCCGGUCCGACCUCGGCGCCCUGCAGCCCUUCCUCUGCCUCAACGUCCGCACCCCGACAGACCAGUCUUGCUGGUACCUCCUCGACCCCGCCGACCGCUGGAACCCUAUCCUCCUCCCCGCCCCGCAGCUCCCCACCGUCGGCUCCGCCUGCGCCGCCCUCGGCUCCACCCUCUUCGUCCUCGGCGGCUCCCUCCACGGCGUCCCCUCCGCCGCCGUCCAGCUCUUCGACGCGUGCCGUCGCCGCUGGUCCCUCGGCCCCCGCAUGUCCGCCGCCCGCGAGUUCGCCGCCGCGGGCGCCCUCGGAGGCCGGAUCUACGUCAUCGGCGGGUGCCUCCCGCCGGCCGAUGCCUGGGCCGAGGCCCUCGACCCCGCCUGCGCGGCUUGGUCCACCGUCCCCAGCCCGCCCCACCUCCGGGAGAAGUGGAUGCAUGGCAGCGCCGUCCUUGCUGGGAGGCUCCUCGCGGUGGCAGACCGAGGAGGCGUGGUGUACGAUCCGGCGGCGGAAGUGCCCUGGCGCCCCGUGCCGGCGGCGCUCGACCUCGGGUGGAGGGGGAGGGCGGCGGUAGUGGGAGGGAUUCUGUACUCUUACGAUUACCUAGGGAAGAUAAGAGGAUACGAUCUGGAGACCGAUGAAUGGAAGCAGGUGGAGGGGUUGGAGAGGGAGUUGCCCAAAUUCUUGUGCGGCGCCACUCUGGCGAACUUGGGGGGAUUGCUGUGCGUUGUGUGGGAAGGGAAGAGGAGAGGAAGGAGUGGUAGCAAGGAAAUGGAGAUUGAAUGGGCAGGGAUCGAGGUCUUGAAGACUGACGAUGGAGGGCUGCAAGGUUCGAUUGUGUGGUCGGAGUCUAUCAUUCUGGCAGUCCCAAAGAGGUCCUCGGUUGCUCACUGCGUGGCAGUGGAGUUGUGACCCUCCAAAAAUUGAAUUCUGGUUGAUGUGUAAUUCUGUUACAGUAUGCAGCUCCCAGAGAUUAAUAUUACCGGGAUAUACCCUUAUGGUUCUGCUAGCAAGACCGUGAAGUGAUAGGGGACAAAUCGGAUGAUGGAAAAAGAUUGAAAGACAAAUUGGAUGAUGCAAAAAGAUUGAAAAUUGAAAGGAUCGAACCAUGUGAUUUGAUUAUCAUGUAAACAAACCUGGUGCAGGUAAAAUUCUCAUGUAUUUUCAAUGCUUGGCUUUUUGUGUAAAAUUAAAAAAAGAUUAUGCAUGUGUAGCAUGAAUUAUUAGACCAAUCAAUUAUCAAUUUAAGCUGUGAAUUAAUGGUUUCUUCAUGGACACAGCUUUAUCCCUAA
This is a messenger RNA of Phoenix dactylifera (date palm), 1702 nucleotides long. RefSeq names its product F-box/kelch-repeat protein SKIP6-like. Lineage: Eukaryota; Viridiplantae; Streptophyta; Magnoliopsida; Arecales; Arecaceae. The record is from RefSeq and is a predicted model, not a curated record. Gene Ontology annotation, molecular function: protein binding.